Molecule: messenger RNA, 1536 nt
Organism: Spinacia oleracea (spinach)
Lineage: Eukaryota; Viridiplantae; Streptophyta; Magnoliopsida; Caryophyllales; Amaranthaceae
Product: protein CHUP1, chloroplastic
Exons: 5
Coding region: 155-1363 (402 amino acids)
Biological process (GO): protein localization to cortical microtubule cytoskeleton
Cellular component (GO): cortical microtubule
Source: RefSeq, a predicted model, not a curated record
GGUUAACUUUGACCAAAGACUAUUAAGCUUUAAAUGUUAAGAAAGCUAAGUUUUAGGUAAAGAGAGUUGAUUAGUUGAGAAGUAACAUCAUUCAUAUUUAUACUCCGUAUUUAGGAAGAUAGAAAAAACAGUGAUAUUUGUGAGCAGCAACAAUAUGCAGAGGAAUAAUAAGACUUCAGAGAUGAGCUUCUUGGUCGAAGACAUUGAAGCUGUCUUGGAAAUGAACAGGUUCCUAGAGAAGGAGAAUCAAGAGCUGAAACAAGAAGUGGGGCGUCUGAAAUCAGUUAUAGCUUCCUUGAAAGCUCAUGAUAUUGAGAGGAAAUCUAUUUUGUGGAAGAAAAUACAGUACCCUGUCUCUGUCCCUACCAGUAUUGGAAAUAAAGAGGACACACUUGAACAGUUAGAGUUGCAGACACCUGCAUCACAAAGUACAAAGCAAUCACCGCCACCACCACCACCACCCUGUAAGCAUAAAAGUUCAAUGAAUAAUGGUCCUCCACCACCACCUCCUCCAAUGCCGUCUUGUAAAUCAGCAAUUGGGUCUAAAUUAGCAGUUCGGCGUGUUCCUCAGGUAAUUGAGUUUUAUCGUUACCUGAACAAGAGUAACGCCAGGUUAGAGAACAGAAUAAAUGUAACAGGAGUUUCAAAGGAUGGUAAUCCAGGGAAUAUGAUUGGAGAAAUUGAGAACAAAUCAAUGUACCUAUCUGCUGUAAAAUCUGACGUUGAGAUGCAAGGAGAGUUGAUAAAAUAUCUAAUAAGAGAGGUGGAAACAGCAGUGUUGAAAGAUAUAUCAGCAGUGGAAGCAUUUGUAAAACGGCUAGAUAGUGAUCUGUCAAGUCUUGUAGAUGAGAGAGCUGUACUGAAGCAUUUUCCGCAGUGGCCUGAAAGAAAGGCUGAUGCUCUAAGGGAAGCCGCUUGUUGUUUCAGAGAUCUUAAGAAUUUAGAAUCCCAGAUGCUCACCUUCAAAGACAAUCCCAAACAACCAUUGCCUCAAACAUUAACACGAAUACAAACCUUGCAAGACAGAUUGGAGAGGGUAAUAGAAAACAUCGACAAGACAAGAGAAGGUACGUGCAGAAGAUACAAAGAUAUGCAGAUUCCUUGGGAUUGGAUGUUGGACACGGGCCUCGUUGGUCAGAUUAAGCUUAACUCAUUGAGCCUAGCUAGAGAAUACAUGAACCGAAUCAUUAAAGAACUUCAGACUUGUACAUUACCUAGUUCAGAGGACAUCAUACAUCAGGCUGCUCGUUUCGCAUACCGAAUUCAUCAGUUUACGGGCGGAUUCGACUCAGAUACAGAGCAUGUAUUUCAACAACUCAAACGAAUACAUGCUACAAAAUCUCCACAACUUCACAACGUUUGAGAUAUAUGCAAUCAUCAAUUAUUGCAAAGCAAUAAAUUAAAUGAUAAUCUGUAAUACCAUUAAAGUACUUUUUAGUUCAUAAUUUGAGUAUAUAUUAAGACAAUAUAUAUUUAUGGUUGUUUUUAAUUUUGAACAAAUAAUUUAUAGAUAUUUAGUAAAUACAACUAAACCGA